AUGGCCGACUCAAAAACCAAUGGCGCCUCCACCGAGGAGUCCAUCUCGCCCUACGGCCCCGCGCGGUCGACGGUCAAGGGCGCGCCCCUCUCUCCGUCCGACCUCGCAGCCUACAACGACUGGUUCAAGGCCAGUCUGUACCUGUCGCUCGGCAUGAUCUACCUGCGCGAGAACCCGCUGCUCAAGGAGCCGCUGACCAAGGACCACCUGAAGCUGCGGCUGCUGGGCCACUUUGGCUCGGCGCCGGGCCAGAUCUUCACGUGGAUGCACUUCAACCGGCUCAUCAACAAGCACGACCUCGACGCCGUCUUCAUCUCGGGCCCCGGCCACGGCGCGCCGGCCGUGCUGUCGCAGUCGUACCUCGAGGGCGUCUACUCGGAGGUGUACCACGACUGCUCCGAGGACGCCGAGGGCCUGCAGCGCUUCUUCAAGCAGUUCUCGUUCCCCGGCGGCAUCGGCUCGCACGCGACGCCCGAGACGCCCGGGUCGCUGCACGAGGGCGGCGAGCUCGGCUACGCCAUCAGCCACGCCUUCGGCGCCGUCUUUGACCACCCGGACCUCAUCGCGCUGACCAUGGUCGGCGACGGCGAGGCCGAGACGGGCCCCAUGGCCACGUCGUGGCACAGCACCAAGUUCCUCAACCCCAAGGUCGACGGCGCCGUGCUGCCCGUGCUGCACCUCAACGGCUACAAGAUCAACAACCCGACGCUGCUGGCGCGCAUCACGCACAAGGAGCUCGAGAACCUCUUCCUCGGCUACGGCUGGCAGCCGUACUUUGUCGAGGGCGACGACGUCGACACGAUGCACCAGGCCAUGGCGGCGACGCUCGAGCACUGCGUCGACGAGAUCCGCCGCUUCCAGAAGCAGGCCCGCGACUCGGGCAAGGCCUUCCGCCCGCGCUGGCCCAUGAUCAUCCUGCGCAGCCCCAAGGGCUGGACGGGCCCGCGCAAGAUUGGCGACAACUUCCUCGAGGGCUACUGGCGCGCCCACCAGGUGCCCAUCACCGACGUCGCCACCAACCCGGACCACCUGCAGAUCCUCGAGAAGUGGAUGAAGAGCUACGAGCCCGACCGCCUCUUCAAGGACGGCCGCAUCCUGCCCGAGCUCAAGGCGGCGCUGGCGCCCAAGGGCAACCGCCGCAUGAGCGCCAACCCCGUCGCCAACGGCGGCCUGCUGCGCAAGCCGCUGCGGCUGCCCGACUUUAAGAAGUACGCCCUCGCCGUCGACAAGUCGGCGGCGACGACGGCCGCGAGCAUGAGCAACAUGGCGGGCUACCUGCGCGACGUCGUCGCCAUGAACCCGCACUCGUUCCGCCUCUUCGGCCCCGACGAGACCGAGUCGAACAAGCUCGGCAAGGUGUACGAGGCGGCGCCCAAGGUCUGGCUCGGCGAGUACUUUGACGAGGACGCCAACGGCGGCAACCUCGCCAUGGAGGGCCGCGUCAUGGAGAUGCUCUCGGAGCACACGUGCGAGGGCUGGCUCGAGGGCUACAUCCUCACGGGCCGCCACGGCAUGCUCAACUCGUACGAGCCCUUCAUCCCCAUCGUCAGCUCCAUGGUCAACCAGCACUGCAAGUGGCUCGAGAAGUGCCUCGAGGUCGAGUGGCGCCACAAGGUCGCCUCGCUCAACAUUCUCCUGACGGCCGUCGUCUGGCGCCAGGACCACAACGGCUUCACCCACCAGGACCCGGGCUUCCUCGACACGGUCGUCAACAAGUCGCCCGACGUGGUGCGCGUCUACCUGCCGCCCGACGGCAACUGCCUGCUGUCCGUCAUGGACCACUGCUUCGCCUCGGCCAACUACGUCAACGUCGUCGUCGCCGACAAGCAGGACCACCUGCAGUACCUGUCCAUGGACAAGGCCGUCGAGCACUGCACCAAGGGCAUCGGCAUCUGGCCGCAGUUCAGCACCGACGCCGGCGCCGAGCCCGACGUCGUCAUGGCCUCGUGCGGCGACGUCUCGCCCAACGAGUCCCUCGCCGCCAUCGACCUGCUGCUGACGCACUUCCCCGACCUCAAGAUCCGCUGCGUCAACGUCGUCGACCUCUUCAAGCUCAUCCACCACACGGACCACUCCCACGGCCUGACCGACGCCGAGUGGACCGCCCUCUUCACCGCCAACGUCCCCGUCAUAUUCAACUUCCACUCCUACCCCUGGCUCGUCCACCGCCUGACCUACAAGCGGCCCGGCGCCACCAACCUCCACGUCCGCGGCUACAAGGAGAAGGGCAACAUUGACACGCCCCUCGAGCUGGCCAUCCGCAACCAGACCGACCGCUUCAGCCUCGCCAUCGACGCCAUCGACCGCAUCCCGAGCCUGCACAACCGCGGUGCCGCCGCGAGGGAGGCCCUGCGCAACGAGCAGAUUCGCGCCCAGAACGUCGCCUUCGAGACGGGGCUGGACCCCCCCUUCCUCAAGGACUGGCAGUGGAAGCGUGGCGGCCUGUGGCAGCAGUAG
Molecule: messenger RNA, 2457 nt
Organism: Verticillium nonalfalfae
Lineage: Eukaryota; Fungi; Ascomycota; Sordariomycetes; Glomerellales; Plectosphaerellaceae
Exons: 1
Coding region: 1-2457 (818 amino acids)
Biological process (GO): carbohydrate metabolic process
Molecular function (GO): aldehyde-lyase activity
Source: RefSeq, a predicted model, not a curated record